Aspergillus welwitschiae is the source of this 1891-nucleotide messenger RNA. RefSeq names its product Tannase/feruloyl esterase. Bases 1 to 1713 code for a protein of 570 amino acids. The record is from RefSeq and is a predicted model, not a curated record. The transcript has a single exon. Lineage: Eukaryota; Fungi; Ascomycota; Eurotiomycetes; Eurotiales; Aspergillaceae.
AUGUCCAAGUUCCUCCUCUGGACCGUCUCUGCGGCGGCCCUCGCGCGCGCCGCGACUCUUGAAGAUGUCUGUACCACUGCUCAUGCGAAGGCCGCUGUGCCUGUCUCCGGCCUGGUGCAGGGAGUGGUCACCAACCCUUCCAGUAUCACCGCGGCCCCCGUUUACAAUGAAUCCACCGCCGGUUCCGACUACUACCCGGCCGGUACCUAUGAUUACUGCAAUAUCACCAUGACUUAUUCUCAUGCGGGCAAGGACGAUAGCGUCCUGCUGCAAUUCUGGAUGCCCACUCCUGACGACUUCCAGAACCGCUGGGUGUCCACCGGUGGCUUUGGCUUUGCCAUCAACGUUGCCUCCAACGUGCCUGCUGGUCUUCCCUACGGUGCCGUCGCCGGCCGGACCGACGGUGGCUUUGGCAGCUUCGACACCCAAUUCUCCUCUGUGUACCCCCUGGUGAACGGUACCGCCAACUACGACGCUCUGUACAUGUUCGGCUACCAGGCUCACCACGAGAUGUCCUCCAUCGGCAAGGCCUUCACCAAGAACUUCUACAGCAUGUCCGACAAGCUCUACGCCUACUACCAGGGCUGCUCCGAGGGUGGCCGUGAGGGCUGGAGUCAGGUGCAGCGCUUCCCCGAGGAGUGGGAUGGUGCCGUCAUUGGUGCCCCUGCCAUCCGUUAUGGCCAGCAGCAGGUGAACCACCUGGUGCCCCAGGUCGUCGAGCAGACCCUCGACUACUACCCUGAGAACUGCGAGUUCUCUGAGAUGGUGACUCUGAUCAUCGACGCUUGUGAUGAGCUCGAUGGCCGCAAGGACGGCGUCAUCUCCCGCACGGAUCUCUGCCAGCUCAACUUCGACCUCAAGUCGACCAUCGGUAAGCCCUACGCCUGCAACGCCAGUACCAGCAUGGGUGUGACUACCCCGGCCCAGAACGGCACCAUCACUGCUGAGGGUGUGCGCGUCGCCCAAACCAUUCUGGACGGACUGAAGGACUCUGAGGGUCGCCAGGCCUACUUCUGGUACCGCAUUGGCUCCGAGUUCACCGACGCAGAGACCUCGUACGAUUCGACCACCGGCACCUACGGGAUUGACAUCUCUGAGCUGGGUGGUGAGUGGGUGACUCACGGACUGCAGCUGCUGGAUCUUGACAACCUCUCGAACCUGGACAACGUCACCUACGACACCCUACGUGACUGGAUGCUCGAGGGUCUCCAGCGCUACGAGGAUGUCCUGCAGACCACUUGGCCCGAUCUGUCCCGCUUCCAGGCUGCCGGUGGUAAGGUGAUCCACUACCACGGCGAAUCGGACAACAGCAUCCCUCCUGCCUCUUCGGUGCGUUACUUCGAGUCCGUCCGCGACACCAUGUUCCCCAACAAGACCUACAACGCCUCGGUCGAAGCCCUGAACGAGUUCUACCGCCUCUACUUGGUCCCCGGUGCCUCCCACUGCAACACCAACUCCCUGCAGCCCAAUGGUCCUUACCCCCAGAACUCUCUCGGCGAUCUGAUGAACUGGGUCGAGAAGGGCAUUGAGCCGGUGACUCUGAACGGAACGGUGCUGAGCGGCGACUACGAGGGAGAGGAACAGAAGAUCUGCUCGUGGCCUCUGCGCCCGCUGUGGAAGAACAACGGCACGGUGAUGGACUGCGUGUACGACCAGAAGUCGAUUGACACCUGGUUGUAUGAUCUGGAUGCGUAUGACAUCCCGAUCUACUAGGCUCAUACUUGCCGGCCUUUCCUUAGAAAAGCUCCAUUCUGUACAUUGUGUACAUUAGUCUGAAAAUAAUACCAUAGGCUAGAUGCCAUGCACCAAAUUCUAGAUCCAAAAGUAGACAUCGUCCGGGUAACAAGCAUUAAACUUCCGACUCUCGGAUCGUCCCGUAGGCAACAACAUC